Messenger RNA from Funneliformis caledonium, 1071 nucleotides. The record is from the annotation of a GenBank genome assembly. Lineage: Eukaryota; Fungi; Glomeromycota; Glomeromycetes; Glomerales; Glomeraceae.
AUGUCAUCAAUUCAUUUUAAACUUUGGGCUUUGGUUCUUGAAAACAGUUACCUACAAUAUACUUGGACAUUUCACGCAAAACAACAAAACUACUCUGAUUUAAGAGAAUUCUCUUCGAAAGAAGUUGAGGAUCUAUUGUUUGAAUACAGCAGAAAUAACCCUGAUAUCCAGGAGUGCGAAAAUCCAAAUAAACCAAAUACAAUAAUUAUUCAAAAGAAGCUUCAAGAACGUAGACGAAUACUUCGUGUGGCUGUCGAUAAAAAUACUAAUCCUUGGACGGUAGUGACUAGCAGCGUGGGAAAUGAUACUGGAAAGACAAUUGCGGUUGAAGAUGGGAUGAUUCAGUCACUGGCAUAUGAACAUAUGUCUAGUGAUUAUCCAAUUCCUGAACAACUAAUUUCAGAAAUAAAAUCCGUGCAUUUUUGUUGUUCCUUACUGUUAUUAUUUCGUUUGUCUGACUUGAAUUAUCUUAAAAUAUUUAAGAAAAGGACCAAUUUGAAAGAACAAAAUGAUGCAAAAAGCAAACCUAGCACAGAUGUCAAUUUAAGUUUAUGGACCAAUACAAAUUACGAAUAUUACGAAGAUGCGGAUAUUUUAUCGAUUUUUUUUACGAAAAGAUCCGACGUUGUUCGUGACAUUUGUGAACAUAUCGACAAUUAUCUCAUUGGUUAUGUUCCUAUCAACAAGAUAAUUUCAAUUGAGAUGUUUGAAGCAUCGAAUUUAAUGUAUUGUCACUUAUUUGAUUUUAAUGGUAAUAUGAAUAACAAGCCACCCCUCCGUCUUUACUCUAUCUAUCGUGAAGAUUACGACGAAUUAAGUGUCUAUUUUACUGAUACUAUUCCAUCUAUAACGAGAUUAAUGAAAAUCGAGGUGGAAGAAGAUCUUAUUUUGCAAGUGGAUGAUGAUAUGAAACUCGUGGCGGUAAUAUUUUGUAACGCAAGUAAAAGAAUAGCGCGGGAGCUCUCAAAAGAAGACAGUGAUCGAAUUCGAGAGGAUCUUAAGUUGAGCUUCGAAAUUCUGAGGGCAUCAAUGAGAUCACGCAACAAUCUUCUUAUACCAGAAUUAAUGUGA